This is a messenger RNA of Sodiomyces alkalinus F11, 969 nucleotides long. RefSeq lists its product as hypothetical. The transcript has 9 exons. The coding region runs from base 1 to 879 and encodes 292 amino acids. The record is from RefSeq and is a predicted model, not a curated record. NCBI's taxonomy places the organism in Eukaryota, Fungi, Ascomycota, Sordariomycetes, Glomerellales, Plectosphaerellaceae.
AUGGCAGCCAAACGGCCAUCACUGUUGGGUAUUGAGGCAACGGCCAUGCGCUACGACGUGGGAGCGCCGGACAUCCGGGUUUACGAGUGGGCUCCGAGCCGGGGUCCGGGGUCCACUUCAGUAUCGGCGGUGUGGGUCUAUGACUAUCCGGGUUCUCAGCGGGGAUAUCUCUUCAUUCGGGGCCUACCGACGGUCCGACAUCUCAGGGCUACAUACCUCAGUCCACCCAUCAACAACGGCUCUGAUCUCUAUUCUAAGGCAACCUAUGAGCGUCAAGCUCGAUGCACAUGCCCUUUGUGUAAAAUGGAUUGCGAGGGGCUCAGGGGUAUUCUCAUCUCCAAGACCUUUUCAGACAACUCGAUCCAUAGCCGCUUUUGGGUGUCCUUGCCUUCGGGGCUAGGAACCCAGUAUGAGGCCAACCAAACGGCCUAUGAUGAUGCGGCGCUAGUCUUCUUAUGGAAUAGCGCUGUAGACUCAUGCACGAAGGACGAACGACUAGGGCAGGGCCCAAAACCUCUCAAUACAUCACCACCAUUGCUCCUCAUAGUACUCGUCGCCCUGCUGCUUCACCUCGACAAGUCCCCUCCACCGAAUCGGCCUGAUGUCAACCUGGUCUUUGUGCCCUGCCUACCCGAGGCGGCCAAAUGCCCAGAUGACAACUGGACUGUAGUUACGGAAAAGGCCGGAAACCCCGACUUGGAGCAUGGCAUCAUCGUUUGGACAGAUCCCUGGGACCCCAUCGGUUGGGAAGUCACUGAAGGUUGCUGGCGGAACUUCAGCUUCCUCUUUGACGGUUGUUACGACAUGUUGCAUUCCACUAACCGGUGGAGAGCCUUGCGCGGCGAGGAUUCGUUGGCGUGGGAGUGGGAGGUCAAGUGACAGUCUUCUCUUUCCGCCAGCCGUACAUACGUCGAGGUUGAAGUGCCGCGAUUCGAUCCGUUGGAACAUUAGCCUCCUGUUCAUCCCCCC